Messenger RNA from Symbiodinium sp. CCMP2456, 1470 nucleotides. Lineage: Eukaryota; Dinophyceae; Suessiales; Symbiodiniaceae. The record is from the annotation of a GenBank genome assembly.
AUGGCGGCGCGGACUCGCCCCGCCCGGGUUCAGGCUGCUCCCUUCGACGCCGGGGCGCGCGAACGGGUACGCCGAUCUGCCGUUGCACCCGUUGCAGUGGCUAUUGCCAGAGAGGUGUGGCGAACGUUUUAUGGCGGCAUGUGGGCCUACGUCACUAUCCCUGUCGUUGCAGCAGUCGUUGGCUAUGGCACCAAUUGGGUGGGAGUCAAGAUGAUCUUUUAUCCGAUUGAGUUCCUGGGUGUCAACAUAAAGAGGUGGCCGGAAACACCACUGGGUUUCAUGGGAUGGCAGGGCAUCGUGCCCUGCAAGACCAACAAGAUGAGCAGGCGGUUAGUGGACAUCAUCACAGAGAAGCUGCUGAGCUUGAAGGAGGCGUUCGGGCGCCUGGACGCAGCGAAGCUCGCGGAACUUUUAGAGCCGUCUGUAGCGCAGUGUAUCGAGCAGGAUGCUGCCUGGGGAGAGAUCUGGAUCUCCCUUACCCGGCCGCAGCUGCGGACGGUGUUGAUUGAACUUGUGAAAGAGAUGCAGCGGGACAUAGAGUCUCUCUUAGAUCUGAAGCAGGUUGUCUCCAGCGCCUUUCUUCGUGACAAGGUGCUUCUUGGCGAGCUGUUCCAGAAAGCGGGUCGGAAGGAGUUGGAGUUCUUGGUAAACUCCGGCCUCUCCUUCGGCUUCUUCUUAGGCAUCCUCCAGAUGAUCCUGUGGAUCUGUUUUCCCAACAACUGGGUACUGCCGGUAGGUGGAGCUCUCGUCGGCUACAUCACGAACUGGGUGGCGAUCAAGCUCAUCUUUGAUCCUGUUGAGCCAACGAAGGUGGGGCCGUUCGUCUUCCAAGGCCUUUUCGAGAAGCGUCAGGUGGAGGUUUCAGAGGAGUUCUCUGAAUUCCUGGCGGCGCGCGUUCUUACCUCCAAACGGCUGAUUGGCGAAAUAGCAAAUGGGAGGAACAAGGAAAAGUUUCAGGCGCUGGUGCGAAAAUCGGUACCAGCGAUUGUGCCGGAUCAUGUCGUAGCUGCAGCUGCCGGAGCUUUGAAGAAGGUAGCACUGGAGCCUGCGACGCAUCCGGUACACACCUACGUGGAUAGCACCCUGCAGCUGCAAGACACGCUCUUCAAGCGUCUCUGCAUGCUAAGCGCACCCGAGUUCGAGAAUCUCUUGCAUCCGGUGUUCCAAGAGGACGAGCUCACCCUCAUCGUCGCCGGUGGCGUCUUGGGUGCGGCGGCGGGUUUCCUUCAGAUGACUCUCGGGUGGGGCGGCCCAUCUGCAGAGGGAGCCGUGGCCGUGGCAUUGCGCCUCACCGCCGGAGCAGGCGCUGGGGCAGCGGCUACGAAGGCUGCCUUUCUGCUGCCUCCGGCACUACUCCGACACACGGCAAGGUCGCUGCAAAACGCAGUGAGGCGGACUGCCAGUGCCCUGAGUGGGUGGCGGUGGAGAAGAAGGCGCUGUGGGCCUGCAGCAAGCGGCUCAUCUGUGUGA